CGGCCAUGAUGGAUUUAUUUAAAUAUUCAUAAUUAUGUCAUCUUCCCUCAUUGUAGAUCGAACUGCAUCCAGAUGGCCAAGGAGUGGAAAUUGCAUUGCAGAAAAUUCAGUUGAGAGUAUAGUUUUGAGCAUUAUAUCAAUGCUUUCUAGCCCCAACGAUGAAUCCCCUGCAAAUGUUGAAGCUGCGAAAGAAUGGAGAGAAAGAAGAGGCGAAUUCAGGAAGAAAGUCAGUCGUUGUGUCAGAAAAUCACAAGAAAUGUGUUAAUUUUCCUUAAUAAUCACCUCCAGCAAUGGAUCUAUGUAGACGAUUUUAAUUCUAUUUAUUAACAAUUAUUCUUAAACAAC
Messenger RNA from Cannabis sativa, 345 nucleotides. RefSeq names its product ubiquitin-conjugating enzyme E2 13-like. Gene Ontology annotation, biological process: ubiquitin-dependent protein catabolic process; protein polyubiquitination. Gene Ontology annotation, molecular function: ubiquitin conjugating enzyme activity. The transcript has 3 exons. The record is from RefSeq and is a predicted model, not a curated record. NCBI's taxonomy places the organism in Eukaryota, Viridiplantae, Streptophyta, Magnoliopsida, Rosales, Cannabaceae. Bases 35 to 265 code for a protein of 76 amino acids.